AUGGUUAAGCUAGCUGAGUAUCCUCGUACAGCUACGUUCUCAUGGUCUCACGAUAGAGUACCCGUUUUGGCGACGGGUACUGCAUCUGGAGCCAUCGAUGCCGACUUUUCGAGCACUUCAACACUAGAAUUCUGGUCGCUACUUUCCUUUGACGAAGCAAAGCCUAAGGGGUCGAUUGUUGCAGACGCAAGGUUCAAUGAUUUGGAUUGGUCUAAAGACAACAAAAUAGUUGCUGGUGCUUUGGAAAACGGGACCGUUGAGUUUUUUGAUGCUGAUGCGAUGAAAUCUGUUGCGAAGAUAAGUAAGCACCAGGGAUCAGUCAAAACUUUGAGUUUCAAUACAAAGCAGAGCAAUGUUCUAGUGUCUGGUGGUAGCCAGGGCGAUAUUUUCGUGUGGGAUACCAACAAAAUCGAAUCUGCGGAUUACUCUCCUUUUUCAAGUGGUUCUCGUACUACUCCAAUUGACGAGGUGUCUUCCUUGGCUUGGAACCAAUCGCUAGCACACGUUUUCGCCUCAGCAAGCUCUUCAGGCUACGCGUCUAUAUGGGAUUUGAAGGCCAAGAAGGAGGUUCUACAUCUAAGUUAUUCUUCACCCACGUCUGGUAUUAAGGUUCCACUAACUGUUGUGGAAUGGCAUCCAUCGAACUCAACUCGAAUCGCUACAGCUACCAACUUGGACUCCGAACCUGUUAUACUAGUUUGGGACUUGAGAAACUCCAACGUGCCAAUGAAGGUUCUAGCUAAUGGCCAUUCCAAGGGUGUGUUAUCGCUUGAUUGGUGUAAACAAGAUGAAAACCUACUUCUAUCCAGUGGCCGUGAUAACACCUCAAUCUUGUGGAAUCCAGAAGAGGGAUCAUUGUUGACGCAAUUUGCCACACGCGGUAAUUGGGUCUUCAAGUCUAAGUUUGCUCCAGAAGCACCUGAUUUGUUUGCUUCUGCCUCUUUCGACAACAAGAUCGUUGUUCAAACUUUACAAAACUUGAACACAAGUCUAGAUGCCCAAGCCAAUGAAUCAAAACAACAUGCUUCUGAGGAUGAGUUCUGGAACAACGUGACCGAAAACUCCGUCGAUGAUAAGCCAAAUACCGUUAAGAUCCAGGCCCCAAGUUGGUACGGUAACAGAUCCCCAGCUGCUCAAUGGGCUUUUGGAGGUAAGUUGGUCAAAAUUACCAAUGAUCAAAAAGGUGUCAGCAUAGUGAGACCGUCCGUUUCAGGUAUGGAAAAGAACGAAUUAUUUGACGAAUCCUUGAAAAAUAAAGAUUUCGUUAAAUUAAUUAACAAGAGAUUGUCCCACAAGAUUAACGCCACAAACGAGGAAGACUGGAACUUGUUAGAGAACCUUUCUAUGGAUGGAACUGAAAUAUUUUUAAAGGAAGCUCUAUCUUUAGAUGAAGCUGAAGAAGAACAAAAUGAAAAGGAAACUGAUCAAGAAGGGUCUGACUUCUUUAAUGAUCUAAAUGAUAAGUUUGUUCCAAGCGGCUCUUUCGAAUUAGACUUUUCAGAAAGUGUCAAGCCAAUUACUUCUGCCCUUGUUAAAGGUGAUUUGAGGGGUGCCCUAAGCCAUGCUCUGGAAAAGGAUCUCUUGUUAGAAGCGCUUAUCAUUGGUAUUACCUCUGGUGAUGAAACGUUGAUCGAUAGAGCUAAGAAUUCCUACUUCACGAAAUACUCUCAAGAAUCAAGUUUGGCAAGAACACUUUAUUCUACUGCCCAAAAAGAUGUUACCGAUAUUGUGGAAAAUAUCGCAACAUCACAGUGGAAGGAGGCUGUUAAGCUCACCUUCACAUACACUAAAGAUGAAGAAAAGAAGAACUCUCUAUUAGUUAAAUUAGGUGAAAGAUUGCUAGCUGAAGGAAACAGAAAAGAUGCAAUUCUAUUGUAUCUGGCUGGCCAGUCCUUGGAUAACAUUGCAUCUAUAUGGUUAGACGAAUUCACAGAACUUGAAAGUGAAUUAAAAUCCAGGAAGGAUACACUAUAUGAAGCUCAUUUGGAAUGUUUGACUGAGUUUGUGGAAAGAUUCACCGUUUUAUCAGACUACAUCAACAAGGAUGUGAAGAUCACUAACCAGGAAUUAAUCUCGAAGUUCUUAGAAUUCGUUAAUGUUACAGCUACUAAUGGUGACUUUGACUUGGCGUUGAGAUUCUUGGAAACCCUCCCAGGAGAUAAUGAGGAAGUCAAGGGUGAAAAACAACGUGUUUUGAUUGCUUCUGGUAAGUCUGUUUCUAGCAGAACUUCCAACUUAUCCGAUGCAACCAAAUCGAAGCAAGGUAGAUAUUCUUCAGUCAGUGCAAAUGCUCCAGUUGCAGGCAUUGCAACACCAAAUCCUUUACUCACGGGUGGCCAACCAUCUAUUGCGUCUAGCACGAAUGCUAGACCAAGGCAAGCUGCUUAUGCUAGCUACACUCCGGCUGCAACUUCUACUCCUAAUCCUUAUGCACCACCUGUUGCUGCUGCCUCAAACUCUACCGCUAAUCCUUACGCGCCACCUGCAGCAGCAACGAAUACCGCUGCGGUGGCCGCUAACCCAUAUGCGCCAGCAGUUUCUUCAAUCCCAAACAACUCUACGCCAGCAGGUAAUCACAAUACCGCUAUGAACGGGAGAACAUCCUUUACACCUGCAUCAGGAAAUAUCCCAGCAAAUCCUUAUGCCCCACGCUCGGCUGCUACUCCACUGCAACCUUCUUCUCCAGUAAGCCAUCCACCAAUUUCAGGUGCUAGAACUUACUCUGGUCAAACUCCUCAUCUUCACGAAAAACCAAUCGAUGGCUGGAACGAUCUGCCAUCAAUCCAAAAGGAAAAACCAACUCGUGCGAAGGCUGUGAAUACCGCUCCAAUCGGAGUCGUGGGUUCCCAAUAUGGAACUCCAGAAUUACCAAGUGGACCAGGUUCAUUGUCAAGAAUAGGAUCAAAUCCUAGCUUCCCAGCGCCUCCUCCUCCACCAUCCAAUAUGAGAAGAACGCCUAAACCAACACCACCUCAAGUUACUUCACCACCACCACCACCACCAGCAACAUCAAAGAAGACAAGCUCUUAUGCACCAACAGUUGCACCAACUCAACCGGCAACAACCAAUGCUCCUUCAUUCCCUGUUCCAUCUUCCAACCCAGCUCCAAAUGGUCACUCACAAUUUGUACCACCUCCUAAUCCAUACAGUCCAUCUCCACCUAUUGCAACACCAACAGGAAUAGUUCCACCAAAACCUCAAGUGUCCAAUCUUCCUGCUCCAGUGCCAAAGGUAGCCGCAGCCACAGCACCACCACCAAUGAAGAUGAAAAGGAAGAGCCAUGCAGUCGGUAACGCAAGUGCCGCAAACGAUUUGUUGAGUGCUAUCCAAAGCAAGCCUUCACCACCAAGCGCUUCUGUUCCUGCUCCACCUAGCAGUACUGCUCAAAUUUCAGCAACACCAGUUUCAACUGCCACGCCAGAAUCUAUUCAACCGGCUGGCAUCAGUGAGGGAGACAGACCAAUUGUAGACUUUUUCCUCGCGGAGUUGGAACGUGUUACCCCAUUAAUUCCUCAAGAAUACUCUAAGCAAUUGAAAGAUUGUAACAAGAGAAUUAAAAUACUAAUUAAACAUCUUGAGCAACAUGACUUGUUAACACAACCUACUAUCGAUAAGUUGCACCAUAUUGUAGAACUAUUGAAGGAAGGAAAGUACGCAGAUGCUCUAGAAAUCCACAAGGACUUAUCUGAAAACCACAGUGCAGAAGCAGGCAACUGGCUCACUGGUGUCAAAAGAUUAAUUAAUAUUGCAGAGGCUACUUCUUCACAAUGA
This is a messenger RNA of Kluyveromyces marxianus DMKU3-1042, 3771 nucleotides long. It is a transcript of the gene SEC31, whose product is annotated as Sec31p. Gene Ontology annotation, molecular function: structural molecule activity; protein binding. Gene Ontology annotation, cellular component: COPII vesicle coat; endoplasmic reticulum exit site. The coding region runs from base 1 to 3771 and encodes 1256 amino acids. The transcript has a single exon. Gene Ontology annotation, biological process: COPII-coated vesicle cargo loading; intracellular protein transport; endoplasmic reticulum to Golgi vesicle-mediated transport. The record is from RefSeq and is a predicted model, not a curated record. Lineage: Eukaryota; Fungi; Ascomycota; Saccharomycetes; Saccharomycetales; Saccharomycetaceae.